CUCGGUGCAUUGCCAUUUUCUUCUGCUCGCCGACGGAAUCUUCAUUUUUUCCGGAAGAUUCUCCGAUGAACUCCGACAGAAGAAUGAACGUGAAAUUUCCGUCAGCUGAUUUCUCUUAGUUUUUUUCCACUUUUACACGUGGCAUUUCCGGCAGCUUCUCCGAUUACCAUCGGCAACGGAGAAAUACGAAGAAAUAAACAAACGAACUGCUCAAUAUUGCCGUCGCCGGAGGAUUUUAUAGGCCACAACAGCUUUUUAGUUUCUAUCAAAUUGGCUUGGAAGCAAAGUCUUUGAUGACCGUUGAAUGGUCCUUGAGAUGAAGAUUUUUCGUGAAUAAACUACUCUUUUGAUUUGACAACAAGAAAUGAGGGGUCGAAAGGAAGCUGCAAUUGCUUUCAUCAUUAGCUUGGUGUGGAUACAGCAAGUUGUUGGCGAUGAAGAAGGGCGUAAUGCAUCAGUAACAAGUAAUUGGACUUGCAGCUGUCUCGCCAACCCAAGUUUUGCUGUUCCAGAAAACUGUUCAUCAUCUUGUAAUUGCACUAUUGACAAAUCAAGCAAGAACAAAUGGAUAUGUACAUGUGCAGCUGAUGGGUUUCCUAGAGUGACUGCUGAUCAUAAUCACAGCAGCUGUUUUACAGCCUGUGAUUGCCGUUAUGGAACUCAAGUUGAAGUGCAGCCUGCAAAGAAGAAGAUAUCCAGCAAAGUUAUUUUGGUCAUUCUGUUACUAUGUGCGACAGUCAUAACUCUUGGUUUUGUUGCUUCGAUGUUGUGCUAUGCCUAUAGAAAGGAUAAAUAUUCGAUUCAACGACCUUUAUUUUCGUCCGACAAAGAUACAAGUUGCAACAGUGUUACCAACUUAAUACUAAGCCAAGGAACUUCAAAUGGAGAACAUGGAGGAUAUGCAAGUUCCUCCAAUUGUAUUGCAGGUUGUGUUCCCAAAGCAUCCAUUCUUUUCAAAAGAAAACCGGAAGUGUUUUAUGGAACGAUUAUUCAAUUCUCGUAUGCUGACUUAGAGAGUGCAACCAAUAAGUUCUCUGAUUCCAAUUUGAUUGGGGUGGGAGGAAGCAGCCAUGUAUACCGUGGAUAUUUCAAAGAUGGAAAAACUCUGGCAAUUAAGCGAAUUAAAACUCAGGCAGGGCGGGAUGCUGACUCUGCUUUCUUGACGGAGAUAGAGCUCAUAUCAAGACUUCAUCAUCGUCAUGUGGUUCCGUUGCUUGGCUACUGCUCUGAGCACCACGGUAAACAUGCGGAGAGGCUGCUUAUUUUCGAAUUCAUGGAAAAUGGCAAUCUGAGAGAUUGUCUGGAUGGGGCUUCAGGGAGACGUUUGGAUUGGAGUACACGAGUCGCAGUUGCUUUUGGAGCUGCACGUGGCUUGGAGUAUCUGCAUGAAGCAGCUGCACCAAGAAUUUUACACCGAGAUGUUAAAUCCACUAACGUCCUAUUGGAUGAUAACUAUAGAGCAAAGAUUACUGAUCUUGGCAUGGCGAAGCACCUCCAAAAUGAUGGUAUUCCUAGCUGUUCCAGUUCUCCUGCUCGGAUGCAGGGGACAUUUGGCUAUUUUGCACCUGAAUAUGCAAUUGUUGGAAGAGCUUCUCUGAAGUCGGAUGUUUUUAGCUUUGGAGUUGUGCUCCUUGAACUGAUUACUGGACGACAACCAAUCCAUAAGUCAGCCAACAAAGCAGAAGAGAGCCUCGUGAUAUGGGCCACCCCUCGUCUGCUAGACAGUAGACGUGUGGUCUCAGAAUUGCCAGAUCCAAAUCUGAAAGGGGAAUUUGAAGAAGAAGAAUUGCAGGUAAUGGCUUAUUUGGCUAAGGAGUGUCUUCUAUUGGACCCAGAUUCUCGGCCAACAAUGAGUGAGGUUGUUCAAAUUUUGUCUACUAUUGCACCUGAAACAUCUAAUAGGAAACACUUUUCGAGAGAUGACUUCAAGGUCUCAUUCAGUUAUGACAACAAGAGUUGUGGAGAAAGUUCUGGCUUUGUUGAAGCUGAGGAGAUCAAGCAGAUCACAUCUGAAAAUCGCGCAUCUCACUGCUUGUUGCCCAAUUGUGAGUUCAUUCAUUGUAGUGAUCCGAAAGAAGAUGUUGUUCCAGCUGCAUAUGUCGAGAAACUGCUCCUCCAGAGUUCAAAUUCCAAAAGUUGGAGCACACAUGAUGAUGAAUCAGUGGAUUUAACUGAACCGCGGUUUGAGAAAUUUCAUAUGCCAACUAUGAGAUCACCAGGAAACAACAUAAUAGGCGCGGUAGGAAAUUUACCUUUGGUUGUUUAAAGACAGUACACAUGAACAUGUGUUGAGGCAGUCAUGCUACAGGAAACAACAUAGGUGCUCUCCUCAUUUUUUUCGCUUUUCUAGUAUUAGAGAAUCACAGGUUUGGUCAAAUGAUUACACGUAAAAGGUAUUUUUUCAAUUGAUGUAAACAAGUUUACGAUAGUUGUCUUUCUUUUGUAAAUGGUCCUAGUUAGAUAUGCAAUUCUAGAAAGUAAAAAAAGAGACAGAUUUUACA
Molecule: messenger RNA, 2501 nt
Organism: Solanum dulcamara
Lineage: Eukaryota; Viridiplantae; Streptophyta; Magnoliopsida; Solanales; Solanaceae
Product: receptor-like serine/threonine-protein kinase NCRK
Exons: 12
Coding region: 365-2266 (633 amino acids)
Biological process (GO): protein phosphorylation
Molecular function (GO): protein kinase activity; ATP binding
Source: RefSeq, a predicted model, not a curated record